AUGAACAUUGACCUACCUCUCUUAAGACUGCUAUCUGCAGUAUGUCCAUUGUCCAAGAAACCUCACGGUUCUGAUUACUGGCGUAACAGCGUUGCGUCCGCCUUUCUCGAACGCAAUGAUUGGCGACUCCUGCUCAACACCAUCAUGGCAAACGUCAACUGAUCCGAAACGGCCGCAACCGCUCCAAAGGAGGCUGGCAGCCGUAUCGAACCCUAAUUCGACAUCCACAUUUGCUUCCUUGGCCUUCUUUGAAACGACUAUUUC
Messenger RNA from Periconia digitata, 264 nucleotides. The record is from the annotation of a GenBank genome assembly. Lineage: Eukaryota; Fungi; Ascomycota; Dothideomycetes; Pleosporales; Periconiaceae.